CUUUAAGAUAAAUUAAACGUUUUCGGUACUGCUCGGGCAUUCCCGGGUAUUUCCGAAGUUCCGUCAAGAGAAAUCUUUAGCUAAAAAUAUUAACGCCAUAUAUUUUAAGCGUACACUUGAAUUCGGCAGCAGAGGCAAGUAUUAUCAAUUAAAGUGUAUUCUUAUGCAUUAAAUUGUGUACUUAUAGAGUGUACUUCUGUGCGUGUGUCAUUUGAUGAAUCACAAUAUGUCUUGACCUAUUUUAUAAAGGAACCGUUAACAUAACUCGGUAUUUAAACAUUACUUUUGGUUGGAGAGUCGCUGUGGCCCACGCACACUUAAAAUAUUAGGCUACCUGUAGGUUAAUGCAUGUGUUUGAGUGAAUGUGUUAACAUUAGCAAAUGUAGCCCUUGCGGCACCGACCUAGAGGUAACAUAGCAGCUAUCUGGCAACAGCCUAGCAGAUAUAUAUCAGCAUUCUAACAUUAAUCUAUCAGCAACCCAUUAGCAAUCCAGAAGCAGUCUAGCAGCAAGCUAGUAGCAGUCUAGCAGCAGUUUAACAGCAAUCAGCAUUACAGCAGCAAUCUAGCGUUUAUAGAGCAGUUAUAAAGAAAAAACUUCUAUAAAUCAGGUAUGUCUAACGUAGCGCCCUUUGCAAGCACACCUGUACUCUCAGAGCAAACUGUUUUGAGGUGGGGAUGAUACCUGGUUGCUUUUCACACCUUCCUGAAAAAUUUAAAAAUUUGAGAAAGUUCGUAUCAAGGAUUAUGGCAAAGUUCGGUUCUACCUUUGUGUGUCAACGGUAAGUUUCCUUCAUGAGAUCAACAUAUCUUCUCAAGGCUGACGGAUCAACACUUGUCAUCUCCGAUCAACACUUGUCAUCUCUGAUCAACACUUGUCAUCUCGGACCAACGCUAGUCAUCUCUGAUCAACAUUUGGCAUAUCUUAUCAACACAUGUCUUCUCUGAUCAACGCUUUUCAUCUCUGAUCAACGCUUGUCAUCUCUGAUCAACACAUGUCAUCUCUGAUCAACACGUGUCAUCUCGGACCAACGCUAGUCAUCUCUGAUCAACAUUUGGCAUAUCUUAUCAACACAUGUCUUCUCUGAUCAACGCUUUUCAUCUCUGAUCAACGCUUGUCAUCUCUGAUCAACACAUGUCAUCUCUGAUCAACACGUGUCAUCUCUGAUCAACACCUGUCAUCUCUGAUCAACACUUGUCAUCUCUGAUCAACACGGGUCAUCUCUGAUCAACACGGGUCAUCUCUGAUCAACACUUGUCAUCUCCGAUUAAAGUCGGAAAUGCAAAUCAUUUCAGCCAGACUUACCAAAAAUUGUCAUUAAAAAGAGCCUCAGGACAAAAAGAGGUUGCUAAGCCUCAGGACAAAAAGAGAUGCUAAGCCUCAGGACAAAACGAGAUGAUAAGCCUCAGGACAAAAAGAGAUGCUAAGCCUCAGGACAAAAAGAGAUGCUAAGCCUCAGGACAAAAAGAGAUGCUAAGCCUCAGGACAAAAAGAGGUACUAAGCCUCAAGACAAAAAGAGGUGCUAAGGCUUAGGACAAAAAGAGGUGCUAAUCUUCAGGACAAGAAGAUGUGCUAAGGCUCAGGACAAAAAGAGGUGGUAAGCCUCAAUACAAAAAGUGGUGAUAAGCCUCAGGACAAAAAGAGAUGCUAAGCCUCAGGACAAAAAGAGAUGCUAAUCCUCAGGACAAAAAGAGAUGCUAAGCCUCAGGACAAAAAGAGAUGCUAAGCCUCAGGACAAAAAGAGAUGCUAAGCCUCAGGACAAAAAGAGAUGCUUAGCCUCAGGACAAAAAGAGAUGCUAAGCCUCAGGACAAAAAGAGAUGCUAAGCCUCAGGACAAAAAGAGAUGCUAAGCCUCAGGACAAAAAGAGAUGCUAAGCCUCAGGACAAAAAGAGAUGCUAAUCCUCAGGACAAAAAGAGGUGCUAAGCCUCAGGAUAAAAUACCCCAAAAAAAAUAAUUAUUAAAAAAAGAUUGAAUAGUCGUAAAUAAAUGUUCAUUUUGAACUGUUGCAGUUUGUGUACAUCGCAUUUGUCGCUGUUGUUUACAAGACUAUGUUAACGUUGGCAAUUUCCUUGUCUACUUCUCUUUAGUUCAACGACUUCUUUGCUUUGCAUUCACGAAUGUUGCUGGCGGCGAGACCAUUUGCAUCCACAUAGUGUGUUUAUAAGUUUUGUCGGUAAAAAUAUCCUCCAAUACGUAUUCUCAAAUGACUGCAUUUAAUUGUCGUGGGUAGGCCCCUUGACAACACACAUAUGACGCAUAUGGCACUCAUGACAACACAAAUGUCAGCCCUAUGGCACUCAUGACGACAUAAAAUGUGACCCAUGCGGCGCUCGGGGGGGGGGGGCGGGGGGGCCCUCAGUUUGUCAUGUAUGACACAAAACAUGUUGUUUUUUUUUUGAGCAGGUUUGACUAGCAACAUGACGGCAAGCAGCCAGAGUCUCGAGGGCCUGGUGGAGGCCCUCGGAGGCCGAGGAAGGUUCCAGAUCAUGAUACACAUGCUCGCGGCCUACACGUACGUCGUGCUGGUCUUUCACCACGUCAUCAUGGCCUUCCACGGGACGCCGGUACCUCACUCGUGCGUGCCAGAGCAGGACAUCGGCUCAUGUGAGGAUCUCAUUAAUAUACAUUUAAAUAGUCUUGUCUAAUUUAAUAAAUACGUUUAUAUUACGUUGUUAUCAUAGCACACAAAACGUAGUUUCUAUUUAUCGUUUAUCAUGUAUUAAAUUAAACCAUAUGCCUCUAGGUCAGCGGUUCUCAACCUGUGGGUCGCGGCCCCUUUGGGGGGUCGAACGAGCCUAAUAAGACCAUCGGGGGAAACAUAUUUAUGAAGUAGCGAAGAAAAUAAUUUUAUGGUGGUGGUGGGGGGGGGGGUUACCACAGCAUGAGGAACUGUAUUAAAGGGUUGCGGCAUUAGGAAGGUUGAGAACCUCUGGUCUAAGUGGUAAAGCAUCGUUACGUAACACACACAACGGUGGACAGGGGCGCCAGCCUCAUCAUUACGCCACCGACAAUAUCGCACCAUCUGCUCCCAAGACUUCUAUACAAAAUGCCAUGUAGUGAACACUCCACUCACGUAAAGAAGACCCGGCCCACACACCGAAUCCAUUCGUGGCGGGCGAAAGUACUAAAUGUGCAGUUCUUGUUCAAGUCUGACAACGUGUGCUAGCAUUGCUUGGUGUAUGUUCAAUCGAACGGCAAAGUUAGGUUCUAUAUUCAUUGCAGAAGUAAUAUCUCACUCUUCCUUUGUCCGCUCAAGUUUGUUGAUUAACCAACAAUAACGAUGGAUAGGUUUAGCAAAUAGUUAUUGUUUUUGUACCAACCAUUUAAGUUAAAUAAAUGAAAUAAGAGGUCAUCGAUAUAAAAUUAUUAAAAAAAUAAAAAAUCAUUUUAAAAAAAACACAAAUGUAACACACAAAAAAAACAAUCAUUAAAAAAAAAAUGAUUAAACCUAACCUAUCUAUAGUCACUAGUUCAAACCCCUGAUCCACUCCACUUGUUCAAACCCCUGACACACUCCACUUGUUCAAACCCCUGACCCACUCCACUAGUUCAAACCCCUGGCACAAUCCACUAGUUCAAACCCCUGACACAAUCCACUAGUUCAAACCCCUGGCACAAUCCACUAGUUCAAACCCCUGACACAAUCCACUAGUUCAAACCCCUGACAAACUCCACUUGUUCAAACCCUUGACACACUCCACUAGUUCAAACCCUUGACACACUCCACUAGUUGUUAAAAAGCCCUGACACACACCCCACGAGUUCAAACCCUUGCACACUCCACUAGUUCAAACCCUUGACACAAUCCAGCAGUUCAAAAUCUUGACACACUCCACUAGUUCAAAACCUUGACACAAUCCACUAGUUCAAAACCUUGACACACUCCACUGGUUCAAACCUUUGACACACUCCACUAGUUCAAACCCUUGACACACUCCACUAGUUCAAACCCUUGACACACUCCACUAGUUUUCAAACCCCUGACACACUCCACUUGUUCAAACCCUUGCACACUUCACUAGUUCAAACCAUUGACACACUCCACUAGUUCAAACCUUUGACACACUCCACUAGUUCAAACCCUUGACACAAUCCACUAGUUUUCAACCCCCUGACACACUCCACUUGUUCAAACCAUUGCACACUUCACUAGUUCAAACCCUUGACGCACUCCACUAGUUCAAACCCUUGACACACACUCCACUAGCUCAAACCCCUGACCCACACUCCACUAGCUCAAACCCCUGACACACACUCCACUAGCUCAAACCCCUGACACACACUCCACUAGCUCAAACCCCUGACACACACUCCACUAGUUCAAACCCCUGACACACACUCCACUAGUUCAAACCCCUGACACACACUCCACUAGUUCAAACCCCUGACACACACUCCACUAGCUCAAACCCCUGACACACACUCCACUAGCUCAAACCCCUGACACACACUCCACUAGCUCAAACCCCUGACACACACUCCACUAGUUCAAACCCCGUAUGUUCAUGCUAGGAUGACAUCGAUUGGUUUAUUUCUAUCGUCUUGAAUCUUGUGCAGGUACGUCCGCCCCCACCCCCUCACCUCGUCCCAUACCCCAUGUCAUUCCCUUAGUAAACAGUCCAAUAUUUUAAUUUAGCUGCACUUUUUAUACACCUUACAUUCAUGAAACAGUUCCUUCACCCCGCUUCCCCAAAAUCGGCUGACGUCAUUAUUAUUAAAGCAACUCCAAGAAACUGAACUCUUGUGUCAGAUAGUAAAAUGUUUAGUUAACGUAGUAGAUUGUCUCUCUUUAAUUAAAAACCAAUAACACGGUUAGCUCUUUAAUUUGAUGAAAAAUAUCCGAAUGAAUACGUCAUAGCAUACAAGUUCAAAAAUAAAUCCAUUAUGGAUCUGCACAGUAGUGUAAUAGGCCUAUUUGUUGUACCUUCAUUUUAUAAACAGUAUUUAUACAUCACCCCCCCCCCCCUUUCCCUCAUAAGUUUAAGCAAGAAUCAGUGGAUCUCAUUUACUUUGAGAGUUUAAGCGACUUCUGUAAAGCAAUCAGAAAAAAAAAAUUGUCGUCAUUGUUCAUAUUAUUAGUGAGAGAUUAAAAGGCCUAAGAGAAGACAACUCAUGGAUAAAAGAUGCUGAUUAGAGCAGAACGAUGCGGGGGUUGGGGUUGGGGGCCAUCGAUGAUAAAAUAACUCGUUCAGCGUGUUACAUACUGACAGAUGAAUUAAGAUGCUACAUGCUAAAAAAAAUGUUGGUGUAUACCUCAAGCAACACUGAAUCUUAUAAAGCAGUAAUUCCCAGUGGGUUGCCUCGUGGAGACUUUUUAGAAUCAAUUUCUAAUGGAUGAGGGGGGAGCCCUUAGGUAUAAACUGUGAUGGGCGAGCUCCCGUAGGACAAAACUGAUUGGGGAGCCCACCUUUUUUUAGGACUAAACUGUGAUGGAGGGAGCCCCUUAGGUCUAAACUGUGAUGGAGGGAGCCCCCUUAGGACUAAACUGUGAUGGAGGGAGUCCUCUUAGGACUAAACUGUGAUGGAGGGAGCCCCCUUAGGACUAAACUGUGAUGGAGGGAGCCCCCUUAGGACUAGACUGUGAUGGAGGGAGCCCCCUUAGGACUAAACUGUGAUGGAGGGAGCCCCCUUAGGUCUAAACUGUGAUAGAGGGAGCCUCCUUAGGACUAAACUGUGAUGGAGGGAGCCCCCUUUGGUCUAAGCUGUGAUGGAGGGAAUCCCCUUAGGUCUAAACUGUGAUGGAGGGAGUCCCCUUAGGUCUAAACUGUGAUGGCGGGAGCCCCCUUAGGUCUAAACUGUGAUGGGGAGCUCCCCUUGGGUCCGAACUGUUUCUUUCGCGUUAAUGGUGUUUCGGCGUUCCAUGGAGCCGCCGUGGAGCCCUUGAUAAAAUCACGCGGAGCCCCCAGGGCUCUUCGGGUCACAGGCUGGGAACCAAGGUUAUAAAACAACCUAUACAUGUUACGGUGACUUUCCAUCUUAAGAUAUUUUUUUUCCAAUUUGUUUUGCAGCGCCUUACAACAGCUCUAAUAACACAACCCAUUUCAAAUACAACAACGACAUUGUGGUCAACGCUACCCAUUCAAAAUGUAACGCGACGCUCUACUUCGAGGACGGUCUGAGCUCGAACGUCAAGUGUCAGUCUAGAGGACAGUGGACGUACAAGCCCCUGUAUAACGAGAAGAACAUUGUGAGCCAGGUGUGUGCGCUACCGUUUGUUCAAGUUUCAUUUUAUAUGUAUUCCCCUUCAGCAGACAUAUCUUUAUAAUCUAAAAUUUCAAAUGAUCAUACAAUAUAUAUAUAUAUUUUUUUUUUUUAAAUUUCAAAUUUAGAUGUGACAUACAUUGCUAUCAAAUGAACUAUAAGAACCAAAUGGUUUUAAAAAGGUAUAUAAUGGAAUUAUUUUUUAAAUUUCAAAUUUAGAUGUGACAUACAUUGCUAUCAAAUGAACUAUAAGAACCAAAUGGUUUUAAAAAGGUAUAUAAUGGAAUUGGGGGGGGGGGUUGUUAGUCUACACCAGACACUAGUAGACACUAGUAGACACCAGUAGACACCAGUAGACACACGUCCAAUGCGUUGCAUCCGUGUGUUCCUACAACACACAACCCCCCUGCUUUAAGUGUCACCCGAUAUCAACAUUGAUGCUUAGGGUUUUUGUUGGCAUAGCUUUUUCCACGGAACGACUACUGCUAAAAAGGAAACACAACCCCACUCACGUACCAGACUGCAUUAUUUCCCUUGCGUAUGCACACUUGAUUGCUGUUUGAGACAUCGAGAAGCGAAUCUUUUGCUCUGGGUAUUUGCCACCCACCCCCUGAAAAUACCUGAAAUGACGCCCCUGCUCUUGGCUCUCAAAAAAAUAAAACACAUUGACCUGCGGAUAAUAUACGUCAGUUCCAUCACCCCCCAGUGGCGUACCUUGACUAAAUGCCGCCUGAGGCGAACUCCCUAAAGUGCGCCCCAACCCCCAACAAACAAGAAACAAAAUCCUAUAUAUUUAUAUCAUGUCAAAAAUUAACACCAAAAGCUCCUCCCGGGGAGGUCGCCCCUUCGCACCUCACUAUGUUCGCCACUUUCACACAUGGUGUGCCCUGCAUAUGGAUACUUAACAUUAUAAUGCCCCCCCCCCAACCCAACAGAAAUGAUUUUUAAAAUUAUUCAGCACCCGACUAGUGCUAAAAAAUGAUAGCUGAACCUCAUGUGCUAAACCAGUGAUUCUCAACUUUUCUAAUGCCACGACCCUUUAAUACAUUUUCUCGUGUUGUUGCGACCCUCAACAACAAAAUUAUUUUAGCUGAUACUUUACAACCGUGGAGUAAAUGUGUUUUCAGAUGGUCUUUGGUGGCCCCUGUGGAAGGGCCGUGCCUCCCUCAAAUGGGUCGCGACCCACGGGGUUGAUAACCGCAGUUCCAAACAAUGCUAGCUGAUCAUAAUGUGCUAAACAAUGAUAGUUGAUCGUCUUUGUUUUUUAGAAUGAAAAACCCAUAAAUUGAACGCAUACAUGUGAAUUCAAAGUCCCCGUUUCAGGAUUGACCGAGAGUAAUUAUUUGAUUAACAAACUGCUUCCAAAUUUUUUCAGUACGAUCUGGUGUGUUCAGAUGAAUAUCUCGCCAAUCUGGCAACAACCAUAUACUUCUCUGGCGUCAUGCUUGGCGGGCUCGUCUUCGGGGAUCUGGCUGACCGCUUCGGUCGUCUGCCAACCAUGCUGUUUACGUUGUACGCCUCCACCGUCCUUGGCAUCGUCAUAGCGUUCUCCGUCAAUUACGUCAUGUUCGUUGUUCUCCGGUUCAUUGAUGGGAUACUAAUGCAGGUAUCAGUCACCCUAAAACACUUUAUCAAUACUUAACCUAUUUAUGAUUUUAAAUAAAUUUUAAAAAUAUUUUUAUUAACGAAAAAAAAAAAAUAAUAAAGCUAGAAAAAACCUUAAUGAUAAUGUCUUCAAAUUGGAGGGUGGGAACGGAUAAAAUGGACUAAAUGGUAUUUUUGCAUUUCCAAUCACUUAAAAAUAAAUCAUUCUUUUUCAUAUCUGUGGGUGAUGUUAUGAAAACUUAGAGAGUAAUUCUCUAAAAUCUACAUGGGCCGUUAUUCUUGUUUUGUCCAUUUCCUUACCAGGGUCUGCAGAUAUCAGCAUACACCUUGAUCAUGGAGCUCUACGUGGCGAAACAUCGUCCGUUCGCAGGGGCAGUAACUGAGUGUUUCUUUGGCUCCAGCAUUAUGCUACUUGCAGGUUUAGCUUUUGCCCUGAGGGACUGGCGACACCUCCAGAUACUGAUCAGCUUAUUUGGAGUUUUAGCUGUUUUCUACCCUUGGUAAGAACUCGGGCAUUACUUUAAUGUUUUAACAACGUGGGACGUGGAAUUUUUUGGUUUAUAACUUAUAUAUGAUAUUUAUUAUAAUUGCACAUUUUUCAAAGUUAAUAAAUUCUGUGAUACCAAGAAAUAUAAAUUUUAGGCCAUAACAUUGUUUUAAAAAUAUAAUAAUUUUAAAACUUCAUUUUCAAUAAACAAAAAAACAAAAAAACAAAUAAAAAACCAAAACUAGAAGCCAAUGGCAUAGCAGUGGGAAUAUUAAAUUUAUAAAAUGAAAUGCAAAACUGACAAAAAUCCUGCAGCACAGUAAGUGGCCAAGUGGCAGACGACAAAAAAUAAUAUUUAAAAAGGGAGUGUUAACCUGGUCCUGCAAUGAAGAGUCUAAAAACUUGACAGGUUAAAAUGGAAACAAAAGUUUUUUUUUUUUUUGGUGUCUAAAGGUUUGUUCCAGAAUCAUUGCGCUGGCUGAUCAUGAAGGGAAAGCUGGACAAAGCUGAAAUUGUUGCAAAAAGAAUUUGUAAAAUUAACAAGGUAUUUUGAAGAGCAGUAUUAACAUAUCAAAUGAGAAAACAAGACCAGAUUCUAUGCAUACAUUUCAGUUGUCUUUUUAUGAAUUUUCCAAAGAUAAAAUUUCAAUUAAUUUUAUUUUGAAAUUGUAAAACAAUAUUAACUUGCAGAAUUUGUUUUUUCCAUGUUAGAUUACGUGUAAAUUAAUAAGUAAUGCAUGGGGAAAAAUGCCUACUACUGCUCUAAAUUCCCCUCAAGUGAAUAUCAACCGUAAUAUAAGUAAAUAUUAAAAUAUUGCUAAAUUUAAUUCGAGGGGUUCAACAAAGCUUUAAUCAUGAUACAAAUUAUAAGAUCACAUUGAUACAUAAGAGCUUACAUGACAGCUUGAAAUUUUGUUCUUUUUUUUUUCUCUAGGUUCCAUUUCCUACACAAUGUUGGGGUGAAAUAAAUGGUGGAACUGGCAAGAUAGAAGUGUCUAAUAAAACUAAAGGUUACAACUUGACUGACAUGUUUCGUACUGGAGAGAUGAGAAAAAGAUCUUUGAUACUUUUUUAUAUAUGGUAAAUCAUUGUAUAAUUUGAAAAUUUAAAAAGAAAAAUACUUUAUAUUUAAAUAUGGCAAAUGAUUAUUUAUAUUCUGUACAGUUGCUACAAUAACCUACUAGAUAUCAUUGAAUUAUCAUUUCAAAAUCAAAGAACUUUUAAAAAUUAAAAUAUUAAUUUUGUCAUCCAAUAAGUAAUACGAGUUUAACAACAGUUAUCUGCCUUUCUAAAAUGAUCAAUUCUGAAAAGAAUUACUAUUUUCUUGAUUUAUACAGUUAUGUGGACUGCAAAAUAUUGUCUGUUAUGGAACUUUCCAUCUGCCUUAUUUACAGUCCCAACACUUUUAGACCCACUUCUAUUCACAGGCUUUCCAUAUCAACCUGUUAUUAUGGUCUUACAUUCAAGAUGUCAAGUUUUCAAGGAAAUCGUUAUCUUAACUUUUUUAUUGGAGGAGCAGUUGAGACCAUAGCCUAUGCGCUUAGCUUGCCUAUUAUGAGAAAGUUAGAUAAUUUUCAUUGUUUCACAUUUUGUUCCUUUUAUUUUUUUUUCUGCUGACAAAUGUUAAUCAUUUUAUAAUAUCUGUUGUUUUUUUUUAAAAGUGUGUACAAUUUAAUGCUUCCAAUUUUUAUGAAAAUGUUGAAAAUAGUUGAAAAAUUGAUAGAUGUUUUUAAUAGGUUUAGAGUCUUGAUGCUUGAAGGACUUGAUCAGAUAAGAAACUUGUAUUUUCAUUUUAUAAAAUGUGUUUGUUUAGAGUUUAGUAACUUUAUAACUAAUGUUUUAGAUUUGGUCGUAAAAAGCCACUCUUGGUUUGUUCCCUUAUUGCUGCUGUCACUUGCUGUGCUGCAGGAUUUAUCAGUGAUUACACUACAGGUUAGCAAUUAAUUAUGAAUUCCUUCUAUUGAUAACAGGACUAAACCAUAGAUGUGGCCAAAUUUGUGAACUGAAAUGUUGUUGAUAGGUCUUGUGAGAACCUUAUAAACUAUAAGUAACUUAUAAUAUAAUUUUCCAUGCAGCAUUUUAACUUGAAUAAUAUCUGAACGUUUCUCUGCCUUUUGGCUAGAUCAAAGUGUAGUAUCUUUUACCGUCUGGUUACCAAACCUGUGUGGGUGGCUGAUGAUGUCUCGCUUUGUGUCUGGUUAUAGCCAGGAAGAUCAGUGGCAUAAUGAGAGAGCAGCAAGAUCAAGAGACCUGCAUGUGUUACUUUCAAGAAUUACUGCAGUAUAGCAGUACAUCUGGGGGUGCCCAAAAAAUUUUUUAAAAGUUUUCAUUGAUAAGCCAUGGUUUGAGUAAAUAAAUCAUUCAGAUAGUUUGUUUCUUGUUUAAUGGGACCUAAAUGAAGAAUGCAAAACAUUUCUUUUUAUGUUGAUUAAUUACAUUAUACAUUUUUUUCCUUCUACUUUUGAUAAAUUGUUGAGAUAUUUAGUUUCUUAACUAAACUUUAUUUACAAUCUACGCAUUGAAACUUAAAUAAAUGAUCUAGACAAGACAAAGUAUCAAGAAUUUUACAAAUUUGUAAAUAUAGUGGGGGGGCGGGGUGUAAAUUAAAAUAUAAGAUUGUGCUGAAUGUGAGGAUUAGAAAUGAAAGUUCAAAUAAAGCAAAAUCAUUUAAUAUCCUAGGCCUAGAUUUGAUUUUAAGUAAUUAUAAUUAUCAAAAGUUUACCUCUUGUUUUAGGUCUAAAUGAUUUGACAACAGCACUGGCGAUAACAGGGAGAUGUGCUGUGGCCUGCUUGUUUGCUAUCAUAUUUGUUUAUACUUCAGAGAUUUACCCAACUGUUAUAAGGUGUGCAGAGAAUUAAAUUUUACUUUUGUUUUAAAACAUUUUAAACUGUGUAUUUAAUAUUAGAAAGGUAUUCCCUCUUAGAGUAUACAUUGGUAGUGCUGCUUUCAAACAUCAGGAGAUUUAUCUUGAAAUAUUUAAAACACUAGACAUAUUUAUAUUGCUCCCUUAAUGCGUCCAUUAUUUGAAAGAUUUUUUUUUUGGAUGUGUUUAAAUCACUAUACCACAUAAUUUAAAAAAAAAAAAAUUUCUUACAGAAACGAGUUGCUUAAAUUAACAAAAACAUACUUCAGAAAUUUUCCCAUGUAUAUUCUUUUAUUUUAUUUUAAGGUAUAAGUAGGAUACAUAAUAUAUUACGUAAAUUUAAUUUGUAAUUAUAUGAAUGCUUUUUGUUGUAAUAAUGAAGGCAUUUGCCAAAACAUUUGAAUUUGUAAACUUUCUAAUCAUAAUUAAUUUUUAAAAUAUAUUGUUUUAAUCCCUUUAAUGUUCAGAAAUAUUGGUAUGGGUGCUUGUUGCUUUUGGGCUCGAGGUGGGGGUGUGCUUGCCCCACAGAUUAACCAAUGGGUAAGUGAAAUACAAUUCUAAACAUGUGUUCUCUUUUAGUUUCUUUAGUGCUAAAUCUGAGUAUCUUAAGGCUAGGCAUACUACUUAAAAAUUAUUUUUUUUUUAAUGGCAAAGAAACAAAAUAAUAUAUUAAAAUUGAAUCUCUGUCUGGCAUAUAAAUAAGUAAAAAUUAUAUCCACUUUCAUUUUACAAACAAAUUUCAGACAAAAUCCUUGUGGAAUGUUGAUGCCAUCAUCAUAUUUGGGUUCAUGUCUCUUUUGGGUGGCCUAUUGUUGUUUCCCCUGCCAGAAACCCACAACAAAAAACUACUUGACUCACUAGGUGAGGUGGAGCUCACUUCAUCUGACUCUGGAUAUUCCGACAACCAACCUUACAAGGAGACCUAUGGAGUGACCACAAACGAGGAAGACGUACAGAUUGAACGACUUUGAGGCUCAGAUUUUUUAAAAUUAUAAAACCAAUAAAAGCAUAAUACAGUGAAAUCCUCAUUCAUUUCAAUAUAUCUUUUGCUGAUACAUGUUUUUUUCAGGCUGGUACCCGGGUACCUAUAGUCGCCAAAGACUAUUCGCACUCGGAGUGGCCCCGUACAGAUUAAAUGGCUUCGGAGCCGGGUGUGAUAACAAUAAUAGUAUGAGAAUAAUUUUUUUUUAAAUUGUUUUUUCUUCUUGUUAUUUCAUAGAUUCAUAGUUUUAUUAUUUUUAGUUGUUUUUUUUUAAUUUUUGCUUUGUUGAUUUUUCUUAGGACGGGUAGAUUUUUUUUCUUUAUUAUUUUCUUUUUCAGUUUAAGCCAUUUUCGUAGAUUAUUUUUUUUUACAAAAAUCUAGUAAUGAAGAUGAUUUAGAUACAUUUAUUAUUUUCAUUUGAAUUUUAGAAAAGUAAUAAUAUAAAUUUAAUUAUUAAAAUUAAAUCCUUUAUUUAAUUUAUGUGUAUUGUUUAAGUUAAAAGAUUUAAUUACACAGUACUUUAUGAAUUAAUUAGGUAUUCUAAAUAAUGAAAAUUUCUUUCAUAAUUAAUUAAUUUCAACUAUUCCUCUAGAGAGCUUGGCUUAGUCAGAACAAAACCACCAAUUUUAAACUUUUUCCUUGGCACUGGGAGAAAUAUAUGCGGACAUUGACUGUUUUUCCUGAUAUCUCGAAUCUCCUUUCAACAACUUUUCUCAUUUGACUUGACCUAAUUCACAAGGUAGUUGCAAUGAACAUCUUAAAGUUAAAGGAUGCCAUUGUAUAAAGCAUGAGAAAGAGACUUAUUUUUGGAGGACUCGUCUUUUUUUUUUUACCAUAGCUGUCUACUGGGUCUAACACACUGGUACAUAAUUUAAAAUUUAAUAGAAAAACUAAACCUUAACUGACUUGAGAACAUUUUUAUUUGGUUGUUAGUUAUUUGAGUUGUGUACUCAAGUAAUCCAUAAAAUAAAUUAGGGGCCAGUAAGAAGUAGGCAGCCAAUAAACUCAUUCAAUUAGGUCCCAUCAUUCCUUUGCCAUUUGUCUCCUUUUACUUUCUCACAUUCCUUGUUGGUACCCGUACAGUUAACUAUUGUUUGAAUCAUUUCUUCAUUUAAGUACAGAUGUAAUGAUUGAGUGGGAGCAAAUAUAUGUGAUCUGUGAAGGGAGUUUGGUUUCAAGUCAACUAAGUCAUGCCACAUUGAAAAUAAAAUACUGAUAACCCUAAAUGAAUAGAGCCAUUGAAAAAAUAUAGUACAUACAAACCAUACACAAACAGAAAGACAAAAAUCCACUAAAGUUUAUUUUUUAAAAAUUUGUUGUGACUUUUAUUGCAAAAAAAUUAAACAUUUUAUACCAAUUUUGACUUUUACGCAAAAUCAAUA
Molecule: messenger RNA, 13524 nt
Organism: Lymnaea stagnalis (great pond snail)
Lineage: Eukaryota; Metazoa; Mollusca; Gastropoda; Lymnaeidae
Source: the annotation of a GenBank genome assembly